AUGAAAAUCUUAAAUGUUGCAGAAAAACCAUCAGCAGCAAAAGAGAUUGCUCAAAUUUUAUCAAAUAAAAAAUGUAGAAUGAGAGAAGGUAAAUCUCAAUAUAAUAAAAUUUGGGAUUUUCAUUUAGAUAUUUUAAAUCAAAAAGGUGCAGAAAUGAUAUUUACCUCAGUGACUGGUCAUUUAAUGGAAACCGAUGUAGACGAGAGAUAUAAACCAUGGAACUCAUGCGAGCCUAUAAAAUUGUUUGAGGUACCUAUUAGAAAGAUUGUUUCACACGACAAAUUGAAUAUCAAACAACAACUAGAAACCGAAAUAAAAAAAUGCGAUGUAUUAAUAUUAUGGUUAGAUUGUGAUAGAGAAGGUGAAAAUAUAGCGUUUGAGGUAUUGCAAGUAUGUAAUAGUGCAAAAAAAAGGUUCAAGGUUUAUAGAGCAAUAUUUUCUGCCAUUAUUCCAAGAGAAGUUAAUAGAGCAAUCGCAAAUUUAAAAGAACCAAAUGAAAAAGACUCCAUUGCAGUAGACACUAGAAUUGAAAUAGAUUUAAGAUUGGGUGCUGCAUUCACAAGAUUUCAAACUUUAUAUUUAAAAAAAUUUCAACUCGACCAACCCCAACCCACACAGCAACAACAACAAAAGAGUAUUAUUUCAUAUGGUCCUUGUCAAUUUCCUACUUUAGGUUUUGUAGUAGAAAGAUAUUUUAGAAAAACGAAUUUUGUAAGAGAGGAUUUUUGGACAGUUAAUGUUUAUGAUAAUCGAAGAAUUGAAACAAACAAUGAUGACAGACCAAGCGAGGUUGUUUUCUCGUGGAAAAGAAAACGUUUAUUUGACUAUUCAACUGCAUACAUAUUAUAUGAAAAAUGUUUAGAUAAUCCUCAAGCAGUAGUUGUCGAUAUUAACACAAACGAUUCAAAAUAUAGACCACUUCCACUUACAACUAUAGAACUCCAAAAGCAAGCAUCAAAAAAAUUAAGAAUUUCCUCAAGUGAUACCAUGGCGAUUGCAGAGGAUCUUUACAAUAAAGGUCUAAUCAGUUAUCCAAGAACAGAAACAGAUACAUUUCAACAAGGAACGGAUUUUAGAGGUUUGAUUGGUAUUCAAGGUAGUCAUCCUCAAUGGGGUCAAUAUGCGCAACGUUUAAACAAUGGUGAGUUUAAAUAUCCUAGAUCUGGUACAAAUAAUGAUAACUCCCAUCCACCAAUCCACCCAACUGCUGCUUGUCCAAGUACUCUCCCAGAUAGAUCAAAGAAAGUAUACGAGUUUAUUACUCGUAGAUUUUUAGCAUGUUGCUCCACAGAAUCUGUAUUGGGAAAUACUAGUGUAACCAUUGAAAUUGAAGGCGAACAAUUUGUAGAAACUGGUGUUAUGGUAAAAGAGUGGGGCUAUUUAGAAGUUUACCCCUAUGAUAAAAGAUCAAACAAAACAAUUCCCAAGUAUAGGAAAGGUGAAAGAUUUCAAGUAAAGAGAAUUGAAUUAUAUAAUGGUACUACACAGCCACCACAUUUCCUUACCGAAUCUGAACUUUUAUCUGCUAUGGAUAAAAACAAAAUUGGUACAGAUGCAACAAUGGCCACCCACAUUCAAACCAUUCAAGAUAGAGGAUAUGUAAUAAAAAAUCAAGAGAGUCAAUUCGAACCAACUAAAUUGGGUAUCUCUUUGGUUGCAAGCUAUGAAUUAAUGGGUUUUCAAUUUUCAAAACCAGAACUCAGAGCUCAAAUCGAAUCGGAUGUAAAUGAAAUUAGUAAAGGUCGUAAGCAAAAAGAGGAGGUAUUACGUACAACUAUUGAAAGAUAUAAAGAGCUCUUUGAAAUAGCUUUUCAAAAUACAGAUUGCUUUGAUAGAUCCUUUACACAAUUUUAUCAAUUGGCCGAACAAAGAACAAACUUCCAUAUUGAAAAGCCCCAACUUGUUUUAUGCGGUAAAUGUAAUAAUAAAAUGGAUUUUAAAUCUGAUCGUAAUCAAGAAACUCCAAAGAGAAUUUUAAGUUGUCCAACCUGUAAGGAUAGUUUUGACUUGCCAGUUAAAGGAGAGAUUGGUGCACUAACAGAAACUGAUCCACUUUUUAAUAGAACCUCACCAAAAUUAUGCCCACUUUGUUCUUAUCAAGUAGUAACGGUAUAUAAUCAAGAAAAAGAUUAUACCUAUACCAUUUGCCCAAAGUGCAGGAAUAAACCCCCAUUUCCAGAUAAACAAAAACCAUUUCAUUGCUUUCAAUGUACUAAUACUGAUUGCUCUUUAGCAAAAGGUAAAACUACACCAUCAACAUCUAGCAACAAUCAAAAUAAUAAUAAUAACAAUAAUAGCUAUAGAAACACAAAUACGACAGCAACAGCAACAAGAGGUGGUAGAUUUGGAAAGACUGCUGCCUCUACCAGAGGUGGAAGGUCCUCAACAAAUACCAGACCCGUCACUACUUCAUCCAGUAGAGCCAGCCAAAGGGUAUUUUCAGCAACAAAUAAAAGUGCCCCAACAGUUAAAAAAACUAAUAAUUUAAAUUGGUAA
Molecule: messenger RNA, 2496 nt
Organism: Dictyostelium purpureum
Lineage: Eukaryota; Evosea; Eumycetozoa; Dictyosteliales; Dictyosteliaceae
Exons: 3
Coding region: 1-2496 (831 amino acids)
Biological process (GO): DNA topological change
Cellular component (GO): nucleus
Molecular function (GO): DNA binding; DNA topoisomerase type I (single strand cut, ATP-independent) activity
Source: RefSeq, a predicted model, not a curated record